Molecule: messenger RNA, 2298 nt
Organism: Pisolithus orientalis
Lineage: Eukaryota; Fungi; Basidiomycota; Agaricomycetes; Boletales; Pisolithaceae
Product: P-loop containing nucleoside triphosphate hydrolase protein
Exons: 7
Coding region: 1-2298 (765 amino acids)
Molecular function (GO): helicase activity
Source: RefSeq, a predicted model, not a curated record
AUGUCUCACAGGUUAUUUUUCAUCACACCUAACUUGUUCCCAGUCUGCCCUUCCCUCGUCUGUGGGACGACAACGGAAGGUGCUCUUGAUGCAAGGCUCCUUCGGCGGUUCCUGGACACAGUGACGACCGAAGGUGCCAUCGGCAUCUCAGCCUCAUAUCGCGAGGAUUCUCGACUCAGUGCCAUUGCAUUUUCCUCCCUAUCGGCAGCUCUCGUGGUACACGUUACCCUCAGCAGUGAUCUGCCUCGAAGGAGUAGCCGUGGAGAGCGAGCUAGAAUUACGCAAGCGAGGAACCUCCUCCGAGAGCAAAUUCUAUGCAAUGCGGACUACGGGAAGUACGCAUUUAGAAUGGAUCGUAUUGCAAUCGCAUUGUAUUUGGACAUGGGGUUGCGCAUUGAGCACGCUGUAGAUAUGUUGUCAGCGUCGCACAGUGACAGGCAGUCCCUUCAGGCGCUUAUCGAUGUAAUGGAUGGCGGAUCGACUUUGCACAGGUCGAACGUGAAGGCAUUAUUUUUCAGUGACAAGUUCGGCACUGUAUCGGAUUCAGACCUUGUCCAGCAAGCAUGGGCAGCGUGUCAGGCGUCCGCUUUUUCCGACAUGGCUACACGCUUCCGCGAGCUGAGAAGAAUCAGAACCAAUGUGAUACCAGAAGAACAUAUGGCCGCUCUUGCCAAGAUCUAUCGUGAUGGAGAGCGUUCAGAUUUCUUAAAGCCACAGACUGUUAAGAACGACGUUAUGCCAGGUAUCACAGCGGCGAUGGAUAAUCUUACGUUGACUUGUGGUCGCUACUCCACUCGUAUCAGAAGCUCAACUCAGCAGUUCCUCCAGAUAGAAACACGGAACGGAGUUCGAGUGUCGGGUCGUGCUAUCCGCGUCGAAGGACGCCAGGCGCAAAUUUCCCUUUCCGGUUCCCUUCGGGGCGAUGAGAUAAAGUCCGUCACGACAGUCGGCAAGGCCGACCUCACGUCUGCAGAAGCUUGUCGUGCAAGCGUUAUCCUUGCUAUCUUGAAGGGAGAGACUACCCUGUUGUCACAGUCAUUCUUCAAGGUCAUAUGGCUUCCCAAGCAUCCUCCUUCGUGGCCAGCUAUCGAUUUUACCAAGCCGCGAAUACUGAUUUGUUGCCCCAAUCUCGAUGUCAAUACCUCUCAGGAAAGAGCCAUCGAGAAAAUUUUGUCUGCCUCAGAUGAGGACCGAGUCGUUUUGAUUCAGGGACCUCCAGGAACCGGCAAGACGACGGUCAUUACUGCCGCAGUUACCAGCAUCAUUUCCUGCCCCGCUGCUCAUAGUCGGACCAUUUGGAUAGCUGCGCAAUCGAACGUCGCUGUGAAGAACGUCGCCGAGAAGUUUGACAAGAUAGGAUUCCAUGACUUUAAGCUUCUGGUGUCGUUGGAAUUCCACUUUGACUGGCACGAACACCUCUAUGAGAAGCUUGCACCAUGCGUCAUUCGCUCUGACUCGUUCAGGAAUGGCAGAGUCGGCGCAUCGAGGCAACUGUGCGGCGCUAGGGUUAUUCUGUGUACACUAAGCAUGUUGUCGAAUGACCACAUCGCGCCCUAUGUCCAAGUGAAUCCAGUGGAUAUUCUGAUUUUUGAUGAGGGCAGUCAGAUAGAAGUCGGGAAUUACGUUCCCGUUCUCUACCGCUUUGGAGGUACCCUAUCCAAGAUUGCUUUCAUUAGGGACUGUAAACAACACCGUAUGCCAGGUGUCAUCGGCGACUUCAUAUCGCAGAAAGUCUACAAUGGGAAAUUGAGGACUUGUCAUGCAAACGCUGUUAAGUCACCUUGUCGUUUUAUCGAUGUUGAAAGAGGACAGGAAAAACAAUCGGGAAAGAGUUGGAUCAAUCCUUCCGAGGCACUCGUUGUAGCGCAGAUUGCCCGUGUAUACGAGGCUAAGGGGCUCGACUUUCGUAUCAUCACACCGUACGACGCCCAGCGCUCUCUCAUUGAACGUGAGCUACAGGCGGCGAACAUAUGCUAUAAGGACAAAGUAUUUAAUGUAGAUUCAUUUCAAGGCAAUGAAGCGGAACAUAUAAUUAUCUCCGUCGUUAGGUCAAACAAGCUUGGAUUUCUGGCUAACCAACGACGAACCAACGUCAUGCUUACCCGUUGUAGCAAGACCAUGGUCAUAUGCACGAGUCGAGCAUUCAUCCAGGGUAAAGGGGCAUCAACGCUUAUCGGACACCUUGCCGCCGCUGUCGGACCACGAGCAUGGAUAACUGGAGAAGUGCUACUCAUGUUCUUGGGACUGCGCCCCACGCCGUUCAAUACUGUUGGCUCGUCCGAAGCCUCCGCAUCUUAG